AUGGCUUUAUUAAUGCUUCCACUAAUAACAUUUGUAGCCUUCCGUGAUGGUGCAGCAAAUAUUGGAAUUAAUAAACAUUCAAAACAACAAAAUAAUUUAUUAUUUUUGGAAAAUUUAAAAAUAAUAAACGGGACAGAAUUAAUUUUGGAAUGCCCCCCAGCCUCUAUACUUGUACGAACUCAUAUGGCCCCUGAUUUUGAACAUCCCCAAUUAGUUAGAAAAUUAAAUUGGUUUUUUGAAGGGGUGCUAGUUGCUUCUUUUCAACAGGUGAAUAAUUUGGGCAUUUUUGUUUUGGACAUUUUGAGAAAAAAAAAUAAACUUGAAAAUAAGUUUGUUUGUUAGAAAAAUAAACUUGAAAUUAAAAAUCAGAAUUUUUUGUGUUUGUGUGUUUUAAUGUUUUGAAUUAUUAUUUGUAUUUUGAUUUGUUUUGAAAUAUUCUGAUUUUUAUAAAAUGUUUUGUGUUUUUGUUAAGUUUAUUUGUAUUUUCUGAAUUUUAUAUGUUUUGCUAUGUUUUUGUGUUUUACAAACUUUUUUGUGUUUUUCAAGUUGGAAUUAUAAGCUUAAAAAUUGUAAAAUAAAAAUAAACUUAAGUUUGCGAAAAUAACCUUGAAAUUGUAAAAAGAAGAAAUAAAGUUUAUUUUUUUACAAAUUCAAGUUUAUUUUCGCAAACUUGAAUAUUUGAGUAUGUAUAUAUUUAUUUUAUGCAUAUUUUCUUCAUGAUACAUAUUUUUCACCUUUCUCCACCCAUCAAAUUUUUUUUUAUUUUUUAUUCAAAACCAAUUUUUUUCUUAAAAUUAUGUUGAUGAUGAUAACUACUUUCCCCUCUUACAUAUUUUUAUUUAUUUACUCCCCUGUGGGAAAUUUGAGGCAAAAUGCUUUGGCCUAAGGCUGUCAAUUAUGCCGUUUCAAGAAGAAAGAGAGAGGGAGUUUUUCUCUUAGACCAACACAAAAUUUUUUAAGAAAUAUUAAGUGUGUAGAUGAAUUGUUGAAAAGGGGAAAAAUAAAUUUUUGGAAGGAAAUUGACCGAAAUAAAUAAAAAUAAGUGAAAUGUGGGGGGAUAGUUUAAAUAUAAUAUUCUGAAAAUAAUAUUAUUAGGGGGUGUAUUUUUGUAUUUUCUCAAAAUUCUGAUUUUUGUAAUAUGUAUUUUUAUUUUAGUUAGUUUAGUUUUACUCCUACAAACUUUAGUUUAUUUUCUGGUUUUUGUAUUUUCUCCAAUUUAUGUAUUUUCUCUGUAUUUUCUCCAACCUGCCUUAGAAAAUUCUGAUUUUUGUAUUUUCUUUUUUCUAUUUAAUUCUGAU
Meloidogyne enterolobii is the source of this 1298-nucleotide messenger RNA. The record is from the annotation of a GenBank genome assembly. NCBI's taxonomy places the organism in Eukaryota, Metazoa, Nematoda, Chromadorea, Rhabditida, Meloidogynidae.